This is a messenger RNA of Neoarthrinium moseri, 303 nucleotides long. RefSeq lists its product as uncharacterized. The transcript is spliced from 2 exons. Gene Ontology annotation, biological process: protein insertion into mitochondrial inner membrane. Bases 1 to 303 code for a protein of 100 amino acids. NCBI's taxonomy places the organism in Eukaryota, Fungi, Ascomycota, Sordariomycetes, Amphisphaeriales, Apiosporaceae. The record is from RefSeq and is a predicted model, not a curated record. Gene Ontology annotation, cellular component: mitochondrial inner membrane.
AUGUCGUUUCUUGGAUUCGGUCGUCCCCAGCCCACGUCGGCAGAGAAGAUUGCCGCCGUCGAGGCCGAGAUGAAGCUCUUGACAGAGAUGCACAACCGUUUGACCCGCGUCUGCGCAAAGAAGUGCGUCCCCAACGACUACCGCGAAGGCGAGCUCAACAAGGGCGAGAGCGUCUGCCUCGACCGGUGCGCCGCCAAGUUCUUCGACGUCCACAUGAAGGUCUCCGAGAUGAUGCAGCAGGAGGCAGCGGCGAGGGGAGGCGCUGCUGGUGGCGGCGGUGGCGGUUUCGGCUUCGGUGGUUAA